UCGAGGCACGAGCUCGUCAUUACUUUUCAUUUAUCGUUUGGGACUCACAAAAGUGCUUGCUGUUUAUUAUUAGUUUUACCAAAAAAAAAAACACAAUGAAACGUUUCUUGACUUGUCACGGUGUUACUAACUGCCAGUGCUUUCCUGCUGACCGAUGGCGACGUGUUGGAGCCCUGGAGAACGACAAGAUUUAUUGCUGCAGCGGCCGAAAGAACUUCAGCACAACGGAACCAGAAUCGAUCAGAGAGAAGAAGAAAAAAAAAAAAAAGGAACCGGAAAAUUUGUGCGGCGUUGAAAUCUCUCUACCUCGUCUGUCGUCGGAUGUGUUUUGUUUUCUUACCGACGUGCUACUGUUAACCUUCUACUAGACGAAUCCAGCUGAAUCGACACCCACUGGCGUAGAAGAAAUUUAAAAAAGAAAAAAACACCUUCAUCAUUAGCGAGGAGGCAAAGGGGAGCUUCUUCUCUUUAAAGCCCAAAACAAAACGGCGGGAAGACCAAGCAGAUUGGCGUAACUGUCCGACGACACGAGAUCCGCUGUGCGAAAAGAUAUGGCCGCCACAGAAACCCGAUCGAGCGACGGCGUCGUCUACGUCAAACGAGAUUUGUACCCUAUGAGCUCGUCUGCGAUGGACGACGACGAAGAAAUCGCCGACAGACGACACGAGCGCCGCCGUCAUCGCGACGAUGAAGAUGACGUCGAUGACCGACCACCCGUCCUUAAAUUAGCCCGUUACAACAUUUCACCCGCCGUCCCGUCCCUGUUGUCGCUUCAUCACCAUCACCAUCACAAUGGCUACGUGAGUAACGCGUACGGCGAUCAGCUGACGUCACCCAUUCCGCGGAGGAAACAAGCCAGACCGAGACGCAGAUCUGGAGAUUCUUCUUCUUCACCUCCAUCGUCGUCCUCGUUGAUGGCGAUGGAACAUCACCGUCAUUUCCAGUCGAUGUUCCGGUCGACCCCAUCGCCCGUCCAAGACAUGCCCGAAGAUCUUUCCGUCAAGAAAUCUUCGCCUCCAUUGGUGGCGGAGAGGCAAGAAAGUGAGGAUAACCAAUCGGGAAGGAACAGUAACGACCAAGACAGUCAUCGCAGUGAUACGCCGUUGCCAGUGCCUUCACUGAAAGCCGAGAGCAUCAACAGCGAUAGUGCAAAGAGCGAAUUCAGCUUAGCCGAAAGAAACAGUCUAUUCUCGCCAGGUCCUUCUGGUGCUCUGGAAACAAUGGCGACCCCGCCGAUGCACUCCAGUUCGAUUCUUUCAAUGACUCCCAUUCACCAAUCUGAUCGCCGUAAAGGACAACACAGCGCUCCCCGCGGCGGCCCCCCGCGCGCUUGGACCAACGGUGAUCUGACGGAAGCGCUGAACCAUGUCUGGAACCGCAAGAUGACGACGUCGCAAGCGUCGCGAGUCUUUGGCAUCCCUUACAAUAGUUUACUGAUGUACGUCCGAGGAAAGUACGGCAAGUCUCUCAAGCUGGACACGCUCCGCAAAGAGACGCUGGAAGGCGAAGCUAUGGCUCUGGCCGCUUCCACCAGAGGCUCUUACAAAUUGGCCGCGGCUGCUGCUGCGGCCGCUGCAGCCGCUGAAUCUCCGGCGAAAAUAAACAACAAGGCAAAACAAUCCAAAGAAGGCGGUGGAAACAAGAGCGCUCCAUGUACACCGAGUCCCACAGUCAGCGCCAAAAGCCCCAGCAAUAAUAACAACAACAAUAAUAAUAACAAUAAUAACAACAACAUGAAUAGCCACAAUCACAAGAGCCUCAACAAUAACGACGUCAAAAGUAAGAGCGGGCAGAUUGUGAGCGGACCUUCUAAUCUAUCAGGAGUUUAUCCAACGCCGCAACAUCGUCUAAAUGAAAUGGAAGCUCUCGGUAUGGCCGGAUUGGCCCACGCGGCUGGAUUGGGUGGUUUUGGCGGUGUCAAUCCUUACUUGAGUUAUUUUUGCGACUUCUCCUUCCCAAUGCCGAUGGGUCUGGGUGCUGGGCUUCUGCAGGCCACCACCGGGGCAGCGACGGGAGCGGGCAAACAUCACCGAGCGGCCAUCGAUCAUCAGGGGCUAUUGCAUAAGAAGUUACCGAAGCCAUCGGGCAAACAUCAUCGGACUAAACUGGGCAAAUCGGCAAUGUCCAGCAUGGAUGGUGAUGUCAAGACGGACAAGGAUGCCGAUGAUGAAUCCAACCAACCGCAUCGAUUAACUUUGCCGAUGAUUCGAUCGCCAAUGGAUCGGCAUCAAACUGGCCAAGUUUGAUAUCAAUUUCGCCCGUUGCUGAUUUAUGUCAAGACUCCAUGUUUCGACGCACCAAUUUCACGAAAUUCUAGGCGACUCCUGAUGUUCGUGACCCUAAAUUCUCCAUGUACGUAAAAAUUCAGAACUGAACAGUUUUCAACUUGAUGAAAUUCACGAGAUCUCAUCCCUCUCUCGCUCCUCUUUGUUAAGUGUAAAUUAGCGCCCUGUUGCCUCUUGAUUUCUUGACAUUGAUACUCAAGGAUAGAACUAUUUGGAUGCGAAGUUUUUGCAUACGUUUCAGAUGUAAUACUCGCAGCGCGCGUGCGAAAAUUGGAAUAAUUUUCCCCCAGGACAAGAAAAAGAAGAAGAAAAAAGCAAAAAACUAAAUAAAACAAAAAUUUAUUCACAAAAAAAGAAAUAAGAAAAAAAAAAAAAAUGAAAGAAACGGAAUCCAUCCGUUGUAAUAUUUCUUUUCUCAAAUUCGUUCAUUAUAAAGACUCACUUCGUUGCACCAUGUGAUAAAAAAUUAUUAAGGAUAAUGAACUUGAUCUUCUUUGCGAAAAGUUAAUGGUGGAGGUUAUGUCUGUGCGCAAGUCUUGAAUGCCUUGGCCUUUCGUUACGGUUCUAAUGUUCCUCAGCCGAGUGUAUUCACCCGUUCCAAUCAACGGUUUCCAAUAUGCCCGUGAAAUUGUCGUGUUGCAAGUUCCUCUCAUUAAUGUUGGAAAAACGUUGUGGUGGACAUACAUACGUACGUACAAUACCAUGUAAAAUCCUGAACUAAAUAGCCUGGCCUUGAUUUGUUGCCGUGUAAGUAUUAUUGUCGUUGUUGUCUCAACUUAGUGUUUGUCACUCAGAUUUAUUCAGUUGCAAACGCUGAAUGGAAACGUCACACCCCUCCUCCCACCGAUGUGCACGUCCUGUAAUUUAUUGUACCUCUUCGACGCACGUAAAAGAACCAAUACAAACACUGGGGUUUUGUCACUAA
This is a messenger RNA of Daphnia carinata, 3210 nucleotides long. RefSeq names its product probable serine/threonine-protein kinase samkC. The coding region runs from base 552 to 2246 and encodes 564 amino acids. The record is from RefSeq and is a predicted model, not a curated record. The transcript is spliced from 6 exons. Lineage: Eukaryota; Metazoa; Arthropoda; Branchiopoda; Diplostraca; Daphniidae. Gene Ontology annotation, molecular function: DNA binding.